GUCACACCGGAUAUGACGUAAUGGGGGAAAGCAUGCGGAAAUAAACAGCCGAGCUGUCAAGAUAGCAUGGUCGAGUGCAGAGAAGGUGGGCUGUUUUUAACAUAAUGUGGCCCUGUAAACUUUGUAUAAAGUUUAUUUGACGGGCUUGGAGCUAAUGUGGAGCAGCUGCAUUGAAAGUGGCACCUGUUUGCUAUGGCACCGUCCCCCUUCCCCCUUUUUACCGCCCUGCUACUCCUGACAUCGCUCCCCCUGCAAUCUUUUUUCUUACUUACUCCAACUCCCACUCCCCUACCCUCGUGUGAGCCUGGACGCUCGUGGGCGGUGCAGCUGAGCCAUGAUUCUGAGCCACAUGAAAACUCCCUCGAUGAGCUGGCUCAACUUGUGGCGCUGGAGGCUGGUCUCGAGAGCCUCGGUCAGAUCGGACAACUCCGUGGCCACUAUCUACUCUGCCAGGUGACGGACGAGGAGGAGCACCCACCAGCAGCUAGCCAGACAUUGGAUGCCCACCCUCAUGUGGUCUGGCACUCACAAGAGAACAUUCUGCGCAGGUCCAAGAGGGCCUUGGUCUUCAACGAUCCCAAAUACGCAAGCCAAUGGCAUUUGCACAAUGAAAUGAGACCCGGCAUGGACAUCAACGUGACCGGCGUGUGGGAGCAUAACAUCACCGGUGCGGGCGUCACCGUGGUCGUAGUGGACGACGGCUUGCAGCACACACUGGAGGACAUUCAGCCCAACUAUUCUCCAGAAGGCAGCUACGAUCUGAACUCGAACGAUCCGGACCCGAUGCCGCACCCGGACUCGCACGGCGAUAACCAUCACGGCACACGCUGUGCGGGCGAGAUCGCUGCGGUGCCUAACAACAGCUUCUGCGCUGUGGGAGUUGCGUACGGCAGCAAGGUGGCAGGUAUCAGAGUUCUUGACGGACCACUCACUGACAGCAUGGAGGCUGUGGCUUUUAAUAAACAUUACCAGGUCAACGAUGUGUACAGCUGCAGCUGGGGACCAGAUGACGAUGGACGGACUGUUGAUGGGCCACAUCCUCUGGGCCAGGCAGCACUAUUACAUGGAGUUCAACAUGGCAGAAAAGGCUUCGGGAGUAUCUUUGUUGUCGCCAGUGGCAACGGAGGCUUGUAUAGUGACAACUGCAACUAUGACGGCUAUGCGAACUCCAUCUACACAGUCACUAUUGGGGCAGUAGAUGAGAACGGGAAAAUGCCGUUCUAUGCAGAAGAGUGUGCGUCCAUGCUAGCUGUGACUUUCAGCAGCGGAGGAAGACAGCUGCGCAGCAUCGUGACAUCAGACUGGUCACUCCAGCAUGGCACGGGCUGUACCGAAGGGCACACGGGUACGUCUGCAGCAGCUCCUUUGGCAGCUGGCAUGGUGGCACUGAUGCUGCAGGUCCGACCUUGCUUAACUUGGCGAGACAUUCAGCACAUCAUCACAUACACGGCUACACAGUACGACACCGAUGUAGAUUGGAAGACCAAUGGCGCUGGCUUCCACCACAGCCACAAGCAUGGGUUUGGCCUGCUCAAUGCCUGGAGACUGGUCAACGCUGCCAAGAUUUGGGAAACUGUACCACUCUUGGCGUCUUAUCAGAGCCCAGUUUUAAGAAAAGGAGACACAAUCCCAGCCUUUCCGAAGAAACUUAUCCUCACUUUGAAUGUCACCGCUGUAGACCUCAGACAAUCAGGCAUAAAGACCUUAGAGCAUGUAGCUGUUACGGUGACAAUAACUCACCCGCGGCGUGGAAAUCUCGAGAUCGUGCUCGUCUGCCCAAGCGGCAUGACCUCACUCAUCGCUGCCAAGAGAGCCUUGGACACAGAUACCACUGGCUUCACAGACUGGACUUUCUCCACUGUGCGGUGCUGGGGAGAGCAAGCUGUAGGCCAGUACAGCCUCCACGUCACUGACCACAGAGAAGCGUCGUAUUCUCUGGGCACGCUGAAGCGCUGGAAGCUCACUCUGUACGGCUCAGAGAUGUCCUUCCAAGAAGUGAUGAACAGACAGAGGCUUGUAGACGAGGCUAUGAACGGCCAGUUUCUGAACAGCAAUUUCUCCAUGCCGUGUCCACCCGGCUUGGACAUUCCUCCUGAAGUGGAGAUCCCAUUUACCUCCAACAGCCUGAAGGUUCUGCUGCUCGUGUUCUGCUUUGCAUUCUGCUGGUCCCUGUACUACCUGCUGGAGCUGAUGAUCGCAUACUUGCACGGACUGCGGCGCGGGUCUGCCACCUCGAAAGACAGCCGGUUUCUGCAGAUGCUGACGGACUUGGAGGCCAAAAUGCCCCUCAUAGGAAGCGACGAUGGCACGUAGCCCUCAGGUGGGGGAAGCAAAAACAGGAAGUGAUGUAACUAACGCACCUUAAUUGAGCCGAGCUAGUCCCUGCGUACACACUGGCCAGUUUCAAGUGCUCGGUCAGGAACUUUAAGGUGAUUAGCAGUGAUGUUUAUUAGGGUUUCGUGGACCUUUCAGUCAGCGCAUCCAGUGAUGUGCUCUCCGUGUUAAUUUUGAAGCUGCACACUGUUCCAUUCGGGCACAUCGGGGUUUAAAUAACAUAAAUGUAUUCGCGAGAAUCAAAGUGUUUACAGCGGGAGAAGAAUCCUGCUUUUGAAAUUAACAAAUGACUUGAUAUUGCUGGUACUGUGGAUAUUUUCUUUUAAGUGUGUGUGUGUGUGUGUGUGUGUGUGUGUGUGUGUGAACAUGAAUGAAGAGAAUGAAUGUAUGGUGCUUUCAGAUCUGUUUUAGAGAAAAAGAAGAGCGCUAUAUUUUUAUUAAAUUAUACUUUUUUUUUUUUUUUUUUUGCCAGUUUUGUUCAUUAAAUGUAUAUAUUGACUGGGUCAAGUUAAAGCAAUGCAUCCAGCACUUUUUUUUUCCCCUUCCUUUUUAUUUUUUGUAAGCUUUAAAUGUAAAAAUGGGAACAAAUGAGCAAUUAAUUAGGCAAUAUACGUGUACUAUACAGGUAUUUCUAUAUGAAUGGAUGCCUUUUGAGACGUGAAGUCUUUUUACUGAGGUGAAGUGUUUUACUUUUACCUGUUUGACAAUCCAAAGACAAAAAUAUGAUCAACAGCUGGUCUGAAUAAAGUCUUUUUUGGCUGAA
This is a messenger RNA of Ictalurus furcatus (blue catfish), 3097 nucleotides long. RefSeq names its product proprotein convertase subtilisin/kexin type 7 (gene pcsk7). NCBI's taxonomy places the organism in Eukaryota, Metazoa, Chordata, Actinopteri, Siluriformes, Ictaluridae. The record is from RefSeq and is a predicted model, not a curated record. Gene Ontology annotation, biological process: protein processing. The coding region runs from base 193 to 2313 and encodes 706 amino acids. Gene Ontology annotation, molecular function: serine-type endopeptidase activity. The transcript has 16 exons. Gene Ontology annotation, cellular component: trans-Golgi network; Golgi membrane.